This is a messenger RNA of Aricia agestis (brown argus), 2527 nucleotides long. RefSeq names its product serine protease inhibitor Kazal-type 5-like. Lineage: Eukaryota; Metazoa; Arthropoda; Insecta; Lepidoptera; Lycaenidae. The record is from RefSeq and is a predicted model, not a curated record. The coding region runs from base 23 to 2341 and encodes 772 amino acids. The transcript has 2 exons. Gene Ontology annotation, molecular function: protein binding.
CACGAUUUGUUGAGCGCACACGAUGCAACGGAUUGUCGGAUUAUUUAUUCUAAUUGUACCGGCCACCAUCGCCGGUACGAUCGGUAGCAUCGGCAACGUCGGUUCCGACUGCCUGUGUCCCAAAUCGAGUGACCCACUGUGCGCCAUCAACAAUGUGACCUACGAAAACGAGUGCCUGUUCAACUGCGAUAGGGAACUAGCCAUCAAGCACGGCUACCCGCCCAUCUUCGUCGCCUACAAGGGAGCGUGCAAGGAGCCCUGCGUGUGCGACCGAAAGUACGAGCCCGUCUGCGGCAGCGACGGCAACGAGUACAAUAAUCAGUGCGAGUUCGAUUGCAAGAACAAAGAUUUGGAAUUAAAUAACUUACCAAAAAUUACCAUCACGACGUGCGCGCCGAGUUGCAUCUGUACGUACCUGUAUAAUCCAGUGUGCGGUAGCGAUGGAAACACCUAUCCCAACGAAUGCCUUCUCAACUGUGAAAAUCAAAAGCAGGAGAAGAGCGGCAAAGAAAAGAUUUCGAAAUCUAGUGAUGGGGAAUGCUCCGAGGCGGCGGCAUGUAAGUGCACGGAGGAAAGUAAACCAGUUUGUGGAAGUGACGGCAAAACUUACCAAAACGAGUGUCUCAUGUCCUGCGAGAGCAAAAAAUUUGAAUCGAAUGGCUUGAUUCCUAUUACGAUAUCCAGCCAAGGAAACUGUCCCGAGUCGUGUGUGUGCCCGGCGGUCUACCAACCGAUAUGCGGUAGCGACAACAAAACUUACGGCAACGAAUGCCUAUUGAACUGUGCCAAUAACGACCAAGAGCAGAAGAAGGAAAAAGUCACUAUAAUCAGUCAAGGAGAAUGUCCCCAACUAUGCGUAUGCCCGCAAGUGAUACUACCGAUCUGUGGGAGUGAUGGCAAUACCUACGAAAAUGAGUGCCUCCUAAAUUGCGAAAAUAAAAACCGAGGACAAAAGGGCGAGAAUCUGUUGAAUAUUCUGAGUAGAGGCGAGUGUCCCGAAUGCGUUUGCCCGAUACUGUAUCAACCGGUGUGCGGCAGCGACGGCAAAACUUACGGCAACGAGUGCUUCCUAAGAUGUGAAAAUGAUAAACAAAAUCAGAAUAACGGCCAAAAUAUCUCUGUAGUAAGUAAUGGUGAAUGUGUCGAAUCGUGCACGUGUCCGGCGAACUACGAGCCGGUGUGCGGCAGCGACGGCAAAACGUACAGCAGCGAGUGUAAUAUGAACUGCGAAAACCAGAAAUGGGAUCGAAACGGCCAGGAUCCUUUGACGGUCGUCAGCAAAGGAGAGUGUCCCAAGCCUUGUUUGUGCCCGUUGAUAGUACUACCAGUAUGCGGAAGCGAUGAAAAGACGUACAACAACGAAUGUCUUCUUUCCUGUGAGAGCAGCAAUCUCGUCCGAAAUGGACAGAAUGCUUUACAAGUCUUAAGAAACGGUCAGUGUCCGAAAUCGUGCGUCUGUCCAGAAAUAUAUGAGCCAAUUUGUGGAAGCGACGGCAAAACGUACGGCAAUGAGUGCUACCUAAAUUGUGAAAAUAGAAAACAAGGGCAAAGUGGAAACGAUAUUACAAUAUCUAGUAAAGGAGAGUGUUCUCAACCCUGCACGUGUCCGCAGCUAGUUCUUCCGGUGUGCGGGAGCGAUGGCAAAACUUACGAAAGCGAAUGCCUCUUCACGUGUGAGAAUAAAAAACAAGUUGACAACGGACAAAAUCCCCUCGAAAUCAUAAGCAUAGGAGAGUGCCCAAAAUCCCUAGCUUGUACAGGUGAAAACAAACCAGUGUGUGGCAGCAAUGGAAAAACUUACAACAGCGAAUGUCUACUGAAAAUAGAAUCGUUAAAGUUUCAGCAAAGUGGACUCCUACCAUUGACGGUAAUCAGUCAAGGGGAGUGCUCCCAGUCGUGUGUAUGCACGAGACAGUACCAGCCGGUUUGCGGAAGCGACGGCAAGACUUACAACAACGAAUGCCUCCUGAAAUGUGAGAGCAAUAACAACGAGCAGAGUGGAGGAAAAGCGAUCAGCGUAGCCAAACAAGGGGAAUGUGAGGACCCGUGCAUAUGCCUAGACAUAUACCAGCCGAUUUGUGGAAGCAACGGGAAAACCUACAGCAACGAAUGCGUCAUGAUGUGUGAAAAUAACUCUGAGCAGAACAAGCAAAACCCGAUCACGAUGGUCAGACAAGGGGAGUGUCCCGAGGUCUGCAUCUGCACGAAGGAGUACGAGCCGGUCUGUGGCACUGACGGCAAGACGUACGGCAACGAAUGUUCACUGAAAUGUGAGAGUCAAAAACUCACGAACAUCAUCAACCCGUUAGAGGUGAAGAGUAAAGGAGAAUGUCCUUCUUGAAUAAUUUAUUAUUAUUCUCCUUACUAGAAUAAUAUCUUAUUUAUGAACAAUUUAGUACAGUCAGUACAGAUUUUUUUUCGUCGACUAUACGUUUUUAACCGUUCCCAUGUGAAUCUUUUAUGCGAGAUUAAUCGUGCAUAAUAUAUUUUAAUAUUCAAAUUAAUCGUAACAGCUUUAUUUCAAUAA